AUGGUAUCAGAUCUCGACGUCUCUGAGACCGCACUCGCUUCCGCUGCCCUCAUGGCAAACCCUGACACCAGCCUCCCUCUGACCUCCACGGCAGCCGGCGCACUCACAGCUUCAACUGCCGCUCUUGUGUCGCCUACUAUCCUCCCUCCUGGCUCCACUCCACAGCCUGUAAGCAUCGCCGCUGCCCUCGGCGCCGGCACAAGCCCAGGCGUCUCCCUGAGCUCGCCCAUGGCACCUCUCCCCACUGCCCGUGCUCUCUUCGAUGAUGAUGUGGCCGCCAUGUCCGUCGUCCGUGAUGCGGGCACCAUCCCGGUGACGGCUGCCUCUCUGCAGCAUAUCCGCAUCAAGGAGCACGUCCUCACCGCCCUCGACCUCAAGCGAAACAACUAUGGCCGGUGGAGCACCCUCUUCAUGAAGGUCAUCGGCCGGAACGGCCUCGAGGAGCACCUCGUUGCCAGCGCUGACCACAAGCUUGAGGACGCCGAAUGGAUGAAGGCCGACCUCACCAUUGUGUCCUGGCUCUACACCACCAUCAGCGAGGAGAUCCUCGACAUCAUCCUCGCGCCGCACGAUCCGGCUUUCGUGGUAUGGACAAAACUCUCAAGUCUUUUUCUGGACAACAUGAUGACUCAGGCCGUCUACAUGGAGGAGGAGUUCCGCAGUCUGCAGCAGGGCCACCUCUCUGUCACGGAGUACUACUCGCGCCUCAAGGUCCUCGCCGACGGCCUGCGUGACGUCGACAUUCAGGUCUCCGACCAGUCCAUGCUCUUCAACAUGCUCCGUGGUCUCAACCCUUCUCUCGGCCACGCCAUCCCGGUGCUCACCAUGCAGCAGCCACUGCCAUCCUUCAUGCGCGCCCGUUCGUAUUUGCUGCUCGAGGAGCAUCGCCAGGAGCAAGCCAUGCGUCGUCAAGCUGCCGCCGCCUUCUUCGUCGACCGCUCCGGCGCACCGGCACCUGCGUCCCCACAGGGCUCUCCUUCCAGCAGCAACAAGAAGAACAAGAAGCGCAAGACUGCGUCGACCUCUCCAGCCGGCGGCGGCUCGCGCUUCCCCAACUCGCCUGCCGCACCAUCCUGGCCACACGGCGUCAACCCGUGGUCUGGCACCUUUCAGGCCUGGCAACAGACACCGCGUGUGCCCGGCGCUGGCGUCCUCGGUCCCCGGCCACCCAUGGCGCCCACUGCUCCGCAAGCCUACAACGCCAACACCUCCAUGAUGGCGCCAUCCUUCAGCUCGGCGACGCCCACGGCUCCUGCUCUGGAUCCCAACUUCAUGGCGGCCAUGCAACAGAUGUCGCUCCAGAACAACGGCGGCGGCAGCGGCGACUGGUUCCUUGACACGGGCGCCUCGUCGCACAUGACAUCCAGCACAAGUAACCUCUCCUCCUUCUCCCCUUACUCUACCUCGUCUCAAAUUACAGUAGGUAAUGGUGCUCAUCUUCCUAUUACUGCAAUUGGCACUGCCUCUAUUUCUACUUCUGCUCGUCCUCUUUAUCUUCGUAAUGUACUUGUCUCUCCUAACCUCGUUAAGAACUUACUUUCUGUACGAACUCUCUCACGAGAUAACAACGUUUCUGUUGAGUUUGACCCGGCUGGUUUCUCUGUAAAGGAUCUGCAUUCCAGGGCGGCGAUUCUGCGAAGUAACAGCCCCGGCGAUCUGUACCCGUUGAUUCAUUGUGAUGUUUGGACCUCGCAUGUUGUGAGCUCCUCAGGAUUUACUUAUUAUUUAGUUAUACUUGAUGAUUACUCACAUUUUGUGUGGACUUUUCUCCUGCGCUGUAAAUCUGAUGCUCUUCCUUCCCUCCUCUCCUUCCACGCGUAUGUUGCUACUCAGUUUCGUCUGCGCAUUCUUGCACUUCAAACUGACAACGGCAAGGAAUUUGACAACGCCGCCCUCCGCUCUUUUCUCUCGCGACACGGCAUCCACCUUCGCCUCUCGUGUCCGUACACCUCGCAACAGAACGGCAAGGCGGAGCGCAUCCUCCGGACCCGCAACGACGGCAUGCGCACUCUCCUCUUUUAA
Brachypodium distachyon (stiff brome) is the source of this 2022-nucleotide messenger RNA. RefSeq lists its product as uncharacterized. NCBI's taxonomy places the organism in Eukaryota, Viridiplantae, Streptophyta, Magnoliopsida, Poales, Poaceae. Gene Ontology annotation, biological process: DNA integration. Gene Ontology annotation, molecular function: nucleic acid binding. The coding region runs from base 1 to 2022 and encodes 673 amino acids. The record is from RefSeq and is a predicted model, not a curated record. The transcript has 2 exons.